UUGUGGAUUGGUGAUAUGGAAGAUGUAUCCCAGUCUGUACAAAGCACCCAUCCUCUCUGCUGAUUGUUGCCCUGAGACCCUUUUUCAUCACUUUCUCACUCCUGCACUGCCCAGUGUUGCUGCUGCUACCCAGGAACAGAUCUCCAUGGCAACAACACCCCCCUCCAUCCAUUCCUGCAUCCUCCUCCCUUUAGCGUAUAAAUGACAAAUCCGUCAUCCAAUCAACAACCUCAGCUGGCUGGGAGGGCUUUUCUCUCCAUCUAUUUCUCUGCUAGUGCAACCCAGAGAGCUGGAUCUGAGGGGGGGGGGAGGAAAACACCCAGCUAUCUUCCCCCUCAUUUCUCUCUUUCCCCUUUUUUUCUCUCUUUCCUCCCUUCAUUCCUUCAGUUGUCUUUUUUAGGUUUCCUUCUUUGCCUCUUCCCCACCCCUCCCUCUUCCCCCACACAUUUGCUUCCCCUCCUGAUCCCCAUGUGAGAUCACCUAUUGUUACAAUCCCUCCCCCCCAAAAAAAAUCCUCUCAUUCAUUUCACCUUUGAUAUCCUUUGCCACCCUCCCCCAUUUAUUUUCCAUCCCUCCUUUUCCUCUGUGGGCAACGGGCAACGAAGGAAGAAAAUCCAUGAGAAUGAAAGGCAGGUAGCCGCGAGCCCAGCGGUAACACAUCAACUUAAGGAUGCGGGCAACACAGCCUCUUGGGCGCUGCGACCAUUGUUCCUGCUGCCUCCUGCUCCAUUCCAUCAGUUCUGAUGUCUGAAGCCUGUCCUCCCCCUGCUUUGCUGGGGCAGCCAAUUUCUCUCCCUGUCCCCCUGCACCUGCGUCUUGAGACCCCUCCCAGCCUCCCUUCCCCUCCUUCCUGAUCCAUGAUUCCAGACUAUCCCUAAGAUGCUAAGGCAAGGCCCUUUCCUUCUCUUGGCAGCGUCCAUGUCGUAUUUCAACCCGGAGAAAGCUUUGGCAGCGCCUUCAGAAAAUGAUGGAUUAUCUCAGGGCCGGGCUCCCCUGGCCCCUCCCUAUGCUGUGGUUCUGAUCUCCUGCUCAGGCUUGUUGGCCUUUAUCUUCCUCCUCCUCACCUGCCUGUGCUGCAAGAGGGGUGAUGUGGGUUUCAAGGAAUUUGAGAACCCUGAUGGAGAAGAAUAUUCUGGAGAGUAUACACCACCUGCUGAGGAGACAUCCUCCUCCCAGUCCAUCCCAGAUGUCUACAUUCUGCCUCUUUCUGAAGUUUCACUCCCAUCUUCCAGUCAACAGAUGCCCAAAACAGAUUUAGUGAAACACUUGGGUCUAAGUAGACAGCACCUCAGUUACCUGCAGGAGAUUGGAAAUGGCUGGUUUGGAAAAGUUAUUCUGGGUGAAAUAUUCUCAGAUUUCACCCCUGCACAGGUGGUGGUGAAGGAGCUGCGUGUUAGUGCUGGAUCAUUGGAGCAGAGGAAGUUCUUGUCAGAGGCCCAGCCUUAUCGAAGCCUCCAGCAUCCAAACAUACUACAGUGCCUCGGCUUAUGCACAGAAACUAUACCUUUCCUCCUGAUCAUGGAAUUCUGCCAGCUGGGAGAUCUGAAACGUUACUUGCGAGCUCAACGCAAAGCAGAUGGAAUGACUCCCGAUUUACUGACACGCGACCUCAGCACAUUGCAGCGCAUGGCAUAUGAAAUCACACUGGGAGUGCUACACUUGCAUAAAAACAAUUACAUUCACAGUGACCUGGCACUUCGGAACUGCUUGCUGACCUCAGAUCUCACUGUGAGGGUUGGGGAUUAUGGCCUGUCACACAACAACUACAAGGAAGAUUAUUACAUCACUCCGGACCGGCUCUGGAUCCCUUUGCGUUGGGUUGCCCCAGAGCUGUUUGAUGAGAUGCAUGGAAAUGUGAUUGUUGUAGAUCAAACCAAGGAGAGCAAUGUUUGGUCAAUGGGAGUGACCAUCUGGGAACUGUUUGAAUUCGGCUCCCAGCCUUACCGGCAUCUUUCCGAUGAGGAGGUGCUGACUUUUGUCAUCAAGGAGCAGCAGAUGAAAUUGGCCAAACCUCGCCUUAAGCUUCCUUACUCAGACUAUUGGUACGAGGUGAUGCAGUCAUGCUGGCUACCAGCUUUCCAUCGCCCAACUAUGGAAGAGCUGCACUUGCAGGUGAGCUACCUGUUGAAUGAGCGCUCCAAUGCUCAGGCAGAGGAGAGUUUUGAGUGGCGCUGGAGUGCCCUGAAACCUAUGCGUUCCUCUUCCCCACCGCCGGCCUCCUCUUCUUCAGCACGCCAUCACUGCCCAUCAGAAGAGAUCUCAGCCUACCCACUCCUGGAUGGAUUCCAUGGUGGAGACAUGGAUGACAUUCUGACUGUGACCGAAAGCAGUGGAGGGCUGAACUUUGAAUAUAUGUGGGAGAAGGCCCGGCUGGGGCGAUGGAAGAGCUCUGCCUCAGCACCACCCGAAUACCCCUCCAGCAAUGGUGGGCUAGCUGUGCCUGUCAGCAACCCUUUCUAUGAACAGGCAGCGCAUCGUGGGCACAGCCUGGAGACGCCCAGCGUUGUGCCUGUCAUCAGCGCCCGCAGCCCUUCCGUCAGCAGUGAAUAUUACAUUCGCCUGGAGGACCAUGGUAGUGGUGAGGGGCCGGUCUGUGCCCCCAGCCCUGGUUCAGCACCACAGCCCCUCUUUCCCUCCGAUUGGGAUUGUCACAAUGCCCCCCUUCGGCCACCCGAGCAGUCCAGUACUAACCCUUUCUUGUCUGGGGGCAGCAGUGAAAGCAAUCCUUUCCAUGUAGAUGGUGAGAUCCAAGAGACGUCACUGACAGAGACACCAACCACAGAGGGUGAAGCAUUCCUUGCAGAAUCCCUACUCACUGUGUAUCGUGAGUUGGAGGAUCAGCAGCGUAGCUGGGAUGCUGAGAUGAUGGAAGAACGAGGGGCCGGAGAGACACUGGCUGGGGAUCCCUCAGAGUUCCAGGGGUCACCUUCCUGGGAACAGGAGCCUUCCCUGAUGGAGGACCACAGUUCUGGCAGUAGCACUGAUGAUGGUGGAAGCAGCAUUGGAGGAGGGCGGCGCAAACUUCUGCCCUGUCCCCUGUGCACUAGGGCGCGUUGCACAUGUGCCAUCCCUCGAGGGGAUGUGGUAAGCAGUUGGAGCAACCAUGGCCCACCUUUGAGGCGUCCUCACCGGGAUAGCUAUGGCACUGAGGACGACUCCUCACUCAAAGUGGAGAGGGGCUCCCUAUCUGACUGUUCUACAGUACCUCCUAGAGACUGUGAUGGAGAUACUGGGGAGCACAAUGAAUUUUAUGACCCACUUAUGGGCACAGUUGUGAAGACCUAUGAACUUCAAGAUUACCCAAAGCAGAGAGGUGGGGGAAACAUCCGUCCGCCUGGGUCACCCUUUCCAACUAUGUCAUCCGGGUGCUGCAAUGUGAUUGUCCCUGUAGAGAUACCACCAUUAUCUACUCUAGCUGAGACUAAUGAUGAGGAGACUAUUGCAAUUCUCCCAGAAGCUGUUGAUGGAUUUUCAACUGGCCCUGCAACCCUGAGCCUCUCCCCAGCAGCACCUGAUCGACAGAGAGGAACCUUAGACUCUGUAGAUUCCUUGGACAUUCCUUCUAAUACGAGCUCCUCAGAUGUCUGCAGCCCAGCCUCCCACUACUCCUCUCCAGGACAAAAAUUUGGGGACAGUGGCUAUGAAACAGAGAGCACCUUUUCACCUGAGUUCAUAUUUAAAGAGGAAUCACCUCCCUCACCUUCUGGAGAAGAAGAAGAAAUAGAAGCAGAGGAUGGUCCUGGCAAAGUCCCAGCAACACCCAUCUCUCAGUCCACUAGCGAUCUUACACUCUCAGUGAGCGAAGAAGGGACCGAACUUGAAGAAGAGGUAGGGAGGAGCUUGGGGCUUACAAUCCCUCACCGUGAUUCUGCUUACUUCUCUGAUGGGGAGGCUGAAUCUUCUGAGGCACCACCGAUUGUAACCAGAACUGAGGAAGAAAAGCCUUCAGAGAAGACAAUAGUAGAUGGAGGCUUUGUGGUUCAGGUGUGCAAAGAGCAGUUGUUGGUCACACUGCAAGAGAAUGUCACACGGAAUCUACUUUGCAGUCAGAAGGUACCAAAAUUGAGCUUUUCACCAAUUGCCUCCUUAAAAGACCAAGCCAUUGUCAAGCUUUGGAGGCUGGAACCAGAGGAGACACGGCAAACUGUGGAGGAGGAAGAAAAGGAAAAAGAAAGAGGAGGAGAAGAAAAAGAAGGAGUAGGGAGAGGAGAAGAAAAAGAAGGAGAAAGAGAAAGAGAGGAAGAGGAGAAUGAGGAAAAAAGCCACCUUGAGAAAACAGUGCAUUUCCAGUGGUUAGAAAGUGUGGAAGAUAAAGAAGAAGAAGAGGAGGAGGAGGAGGAGGAGGAGGAAGAAGAAGAAAAGCAGCAGCAGCGGAAGCAGGAAGGAACUGGAGAACCUGAAGAGAAGCAGCUUGAAUGGAAGGAAGAAGAAAGGAAGGAAGGAGAGAAAGCUAUUCAUACUGAGAUACAAAGUGAACCCAUGGCCAACAUGGAACAAUCACAAGAACCUCAGGAAGACACUUAUGUAGCAACUGACCAGCUCAAAAAAGAGCAGGAGCCUGGGGUCCUUGUAAAUCAAGCCAAUGAAGACAUCAAAGCCAAGCUAUCCCGUUUGUCUCUGUCACUGCCACCACUGGCUUUGCAGACGUUUGGCGGAGCAAGGAAAGGACCAUUUUGGGAAGGAACCGCUUUGGGGGAGGGUCCUGCUCUGGGAGGGAGAGAGGCUUCCCUAGGAGCAGAAGAGGAAGAGGAAGAGGAUGCUGAAGAAGACGAGGAAGGAGGCUUGGCUGGAAGUGGAGGGAGGGGUGUGCCUAUUGUGGUGAGUGAAAGCGAUGAUGCCCGCAACUUGCGUGGCCUUCUCAAGUCACCCCGCUCAGCGGAGGAGGCAGCAGCUGAGUUUGACCGCAAGCGAAAGAUGGUCUCCUUCUUUGAUGAUGUCACCGUCUACCUCUUUGAUCAGGAGACACCAACCAAUGAACUAAGCUCACAGGGAGCCCCUGAUGGUGAUGCCCCUUCUCCUGGCUCAGCUGCCGAACCUGGACUUGAUGCUUUCCCACCAGCUGAUGGCUUCAGUGGCAGUUUUGAGUGGGACGAUGAUUUCCCCCUCAUGGCUCAGAACCCAUCUUACGUCUCCAUGGUGUCGGACCCCAGCACAGCACAGCUACACCCAGUCCUGUCUUCACCAGUGCCCAUGACACCUGCCUUGCUACCAUCAGCCAAGCGGGCGGAGUCCAGCCUCGUGGACACUCUCAGAUUCUCUCGCUUCACCGUUUCUCCUGCCCUAGAGCCACAUCGGCCUCCAUCCUGUGAUUCUGAAUUGGGACCCACAGCUGAUGCUAUUGAGAACUGAGAAUCAAUGGAAAUUGGACAACCCCGCCACCUGUCAUCUCAACAUUCAGGGACAGCACCCAGUCAUCCAGUUGACCUGCUGAUACCAAGCUACCACACAUCUGUUUUCUACAGUGGCUAGAUUGACAGAUGUGUGUGUUUGUGUGUAUGUGCACGUAUAUAUCUGCGUGCACAGCAUGGGGCCAUUACUGCUAACUACAACUUGGCAUAUGUGGACUUCUGCUCUCCUGCUCACUGACACAUCUCUGCCUGGAGAGGGCAGAGAAGCAGAACUUUUUGUACAAACAGUUUCAGGCCUCCAUAUGAUGAGGAAGGUAUCUCCUCAGUGCUUGAGGCCCCUGCUCCGCACUGGCUUUUGAAUGUAUAACCCCUGUCCCCUUCCAGCCUCCCUUCCACUCUCUGAUAUGUUCUUUCUAAGGACCCUCUGUGCCAAAUUGAGAGGGUUGGGGGGUGGGAAGGGAGGAACCAAUCUUCAGAAAGUUGCCUACAACUGCUCAUGAGCCCUUCUGCAAUUCAUCACCUGCAGUCUUGUAAUAUGGAACAUGGCUACCAAUUUAAAAGUCCUUUUGUGCCAAAUGGAACUGAACAGGGCUGAUGACCAUCUCCAUUUAACCAGCAUUAUAUACAUAAAAAAAAGAUCACUGUUGAACCUCGGACAGAAUUUAUACUGGCAAGAUGGAAUAAUCAAAUGCUGUAGAGGGACCUUGGGUAGUGAGAGUUGUUUGGAUGGGUAUCCUUGGUCUGAACUCGAAGGACUGUUCACCAGUAUUGUUUUGUGUAUCGUCCAUUCAUUGAUUCCUGACGUGAUAAGGGAAAACAGUAAAUCGGUCACAUCACUCAUUUGUAGGGGCCAGAUAAUUGAUAGCCAUUGACUUAUUGUGGGAACUCCCUCCAUAUUGUCUUGACAGGUCAGUGAGCGCAUUGGACUGGGAAAAUCAUUCCUAAUUCAUACUCUGUGUUGGAGAUGGUUGGCUUGUAUUGGGAGUGGCUGGUUCUGACUUUCUCAGUCACCCACUGAUUUGUUUUAGAGGUUAAUAAUGGUCUUUUGGGGCCUGUUGGGAUACAGUUGAAAUGAUGAGCACUUUCAAGGAGUGGAAAAGUCAUCAGUUGUGCCAAAAACCACGGUGUGAGGAUGAAAUGGGUUGGACUGAAAAACACUGAAGCAAUUCUAUGGAGAUACCUACUCUGUGGGCAUUUUGAGGGGAAGCACCUCUGUCUUUAUCUGCAGGACAUUGUGGCCAGAUGGGAGAUUAUAAGCAGCAGUGAAGAGUGCUUAACCCUGAUGAAGGAAGAGGAAGAAUGGAAGAUUAGGCUUGAGCAUCCAAUUCUACUGGCUGAUUUAACUGCGUGUCUUCCACAUGUGUGUUCAAUACAUCUGGAAGGCACCAGUCUAAAAAGUAAUACCUGUGUUGGCCAAGAAUAAUGGAUGUUAUCAUUGUAACAUAUCUGGUGUGCUUCUUGGUGGGAAAGAUGGUUUUGACAAUUCUUCAGCCUGCCAAUGGCAUCUUAUAGGUUGGUUUUGAGCCUGUAAGCAGCCAAUAUUGACCAAGUUGAAUGAGCCCUUAGUGACUCUAAACCUUAAUUAACCUUAAGGCAAUAGUUUCACUUUUGAUUUAGUUUAUAACAGAGAAAAGUGAGUUUUCAUAAUUGCUCUCCUUAGUUUUAGCCAUGAUUAGCCAGAAAAAUGGUGAUGAAAGAGGGAAGUUGGCAAAUUCCUAGGGGAACAUGCAAUAAGAAUCAAAAUGUUGGAGAGAUGUUAUAUGCAAUCUGGGCAUGGCUUGAUUUAUGCGGAUGGCAAUUGCUAAUAUCCAGUCUGAUUUAUGUUGAAAUAGUAGCUGCAAUACUGUCCACUUGUUCUAUAAGCUCAACAGAAAAAGAACUAUUAGCUGGUUUCUUUGGAGUGCUGAUGUGUUGACAAGAAUUUUUUUUUUUUAGUUAGGUCCCCAAAGUCUCUAGCCGUGGACUCUGGGUAUUUUACAUCAGCUGUAUCUUUCUUGAAGACCUUAAGGCUAGCUAUCCACAGAACAUUUAUCCAUACUGUAUUCAGUGAAUUAUAUAUUUCACUAAGGAAGUCCAGGACUAUCAACUAAUUCUGGCUUUCACAACCUUGGGAAAUUCCAGGAGUGUGGACUUCAAGUCUCAGCAUUCUACAGCCAAUAUGACCAUUGAUGAGAAUUCUGGGGGUUGACGUCCAAGUUCCUGGAAAUCCCCAAGAUUGGGAAACACUGAACUAAAUAGAAAAGGUGCCUGGGAGCAAACUGUUUAUAGCACCUAUUUCCCAAAUGGUGAUUUCCAACACUGGAAACUAAGUAAACUACAAGUUUUUGAAGUCCUCACUCUAUUUACUAGUCUCUAAAAAGUUUUAUGGCCACUAUCUAUGCCUCCAUCAGAUGAUAUCCUUUGUGAGAGGUUUAAGGCAGCUUUGCCUGACUUAAUGCUUUCCAGAUGUGUUAGAACUACAACUCUUAGCCAGCAUAGCCUGAAAAUUCUGGGAACUGCAGCUCCAUUAGAUCUGGUAGUAGUCCCAAUUAGGAGAUGACGUCAAGGAAGUUUUUUCUUUCAGAGAUUUUUAUCCUUCUCUAAAGCAGAAGGUGCUCAGAUUCCAUUGCUUUUGGGAUUUUUAAAAGCAGUGGGAAUAAAGUAGGAAGGGUGUUGUAGGGUUACACACCAGCUUACAAUGUGUUGCAGAUGCUUGCUCCACUUGCCAAUUGGAAGAAAGAGUUGGCUUACUGGAUUUGGUUGUGUUUAACUGCCGUGCCCUUUUCAAAAGUGCCGGGUUUUUCAGUAACAACUUCAUUACAAAAUUAGAAUCCUGAGCCUGCUCCAGGGUGUGGCAGGGGUGCACCCAGCAGGUGACAAGAUCCUUCUACACUUUGGCCACAAGUGUUCUUUAAGUGCCUGUCAAAUGCUUGGGCAGCAUCUGUAUUAUCUCAAGAACAUCAAGACUGGAAACUGACUGGUUUUGCAUGGCAUCUCCACAUUUUGCCUCUUGGUGGUGGGCAGUGUGAACAUUCUGAUUAUCUAGCUUCCAUUCUUGCCAUGAUAUCAACAUUUUCUCUAUGAUCAUGGCUUCCAUCUUGGUACCAUAUAUUCCAUUUUUUAUACAUUCUGAGGGAAACAGAAGUUUGGGUAUGAUAUCAAUAAUCCCCAUUCCUGUUGCCAUUUGUAGCACAGAAUAAAGAAAGAAAGGGAUGAUCAUCUUUAUUGAAUGCUCUGUUAAAAUGGAAGAGUUUUCUUUUUUGGGGGGUGGGUGGGUGUUUUUUUGUUUAUAAUGAAAGUGGUAUUCUUUAAAAAGACUGGUAGGAGGAAUGGAAGAAUAAAUACACCUAUGACCAUUUGUCUUGUAUGAUUCCACUGAGGAAUGAUAUUGAAUUAUGAUGGGUCGACCAGUGAAAUAAUAAUCUGAAUAUUUAAGGAAUGGAUGAUUUACUAAGGUACAAAAGGAUGCACUGUGGAGAGCCUGGGUAGCAGAAAUAGGUGGAUAAAUGUUUUACAGGGUGAUAUUCAUUAGUAGGAACAUUCAUUGAAAGAAUAUAUGGGGAUAGAGAAAUAUUUAAAUAGCAAAAUUAUAAUAGCAUCAUAUUUUGUUACACAUAAAAUCCAGGGUUUUCUGCAGAUUGUAUAAAUGGGAAUGCAAAUGGGGAUACAGCCUAGUUCAGGGGUAGGCAACCUUGGCUCUUUUAUGACUCGUGGACUCUGUGCUGGCUCAGGAAUUCUUGGAGUUGAAGUCCAUGAGUCAUAAAAGAGCCAAGGUUGCCUACCCCUGGCCUAGUUGAUGAGAGGGGAAGGGAUCUUUUAACAUCAGACAAGGAAUUGGUAAAGCUGUAAUUUGUAAGGAAAACAUUAUGAGGCAGGAAAACUGGUGAAGUCUAUAAAGAUUUUUCCAACAAAGAGCACUUUCAUUCCAAAACUAAAGCUCUGGAAUAAAGUUGCUUCAAGGUACCAAGAAAACAUAGAAAGGCACAUAUUUAUAUUAAACUUUAUUAAUUUUAAAAUUAUGACAUAGCUAACGAGACCUCAAUAUCUGCACAGCUGGCAAUGUAUGUCCCAAUGCAACAAUACAUAUUCCCCAUCCCCUCUUUCAUUAUGCACACACAGAGACUGACAUCAAAUGGAAUCUCAUUGUUCUUUAUAUAUUAUGUCCAAGCUACACCAAACAUCUAAAGUGUAGAGUUGCACAGGCUUUUUUUUUUUUAGUAAAACAUAAAAAUUAUUUACCAAUGGGUAAGAAACUAUGGCAUACAUGUAAUCACUUGAUAAACCAGUUAUCUUACAUGGCCCAAUGGAGAAGAUAAAAAUAUAGUUAGUCCAUUAUUUUCCAACUUUCUAAUAUGGUGCAGGAUGAUAAAAUUUCUUUACAAUCAGCUUACAGUACUGUCAAAAAUACAGUAUGGCAACUUCACAUAUGAUAAGUGCUAUCCUGCAUUCACUCUUUUUUGUUCUUUUGAAUGAAUCCCAUAUAAGCUGCUUCUUUUUACAAAAAAUGUGAAAGCCAUUUUGAUUUUGUUUUGGUAUGUUCAUAAUCUCCUCUGUACCCUCAAAGCAGAGUGUCUCAGUGUCAAAAUUUUCCAUCAUCCCAAUUUUCACACAUCAGUUGCAGGAUCUGUAAACGCUGAUCUUAGAUACGAACAUUCUGUAACUUGAAUUCAUUCUUCUGGCUUUCAAGUGAAGGAGAUUCAAAAAUUUCCAGAUGUAUUUCAGCUGAAACACACAUAUAUAUGCACACACAAAUAUGCACAAACAGGGCAACAAUCAUGAGAUGACUUGAGUUAUUUCUAACAACAGGAAGGAAAUGCAAAGAUAAAUGUAUACUUUUUAGCCCUAGGUAAGAUAAAAUGAGCUGUUAAUAAGACACAAGUUCCCAGCUUCAGAGAUCCAGGAUAUGUGUUUGUGUGUAUCUGUAUACAGAAUAAGACACACACACACACACAUUUGGCAAUCAUAUUGUUAUGCAGAGAAUUCUGUGCUAUUGUGCUUAAUCUGCAAAUCUAUUUCUAAACUGAUCUUCAACAUUUCCCCCUCUUGACAUUUCAUACAGUAUUUGACUCUCCAAAAUUCAAUAAUAAAACUAUUUCAGAAAAUAGUUUGAUCUGAUCGGUAAUAAAAAUAGGCAAAAUAGAUUCGUAUUUCAUGCUUUUGAAACAACAUGCCGAAUGGGAACCAGUGUAAAAGGUUCUAAGUAAAAAACCCCUUUUCUUUGUAUUGAACUGUGAACAAAUCUAUGCAAUGUCCACACCUUUUGCAACUUACAGUAAAUGUUGGAUUUUGGAAAUACAGAGUACGGAUUCAAGUCACCAACCAUUUCUUUCUAUGGGCCUAACAUAUGUGCUGACCUGUUCUUUCAAUAUAUCUCUCAUUUCUAUUAUAGCUAAGUUUGAACACUGUCAAGUACUGCUAGCUGGAAAAGGUAAAAUGGGACAAAACUCGCUUAACAAAUGUCCCACUUAAUAACAGAAAUUUUGGGCUCAAUUGUGGUCAUAAAUUAAGGACUACCUGUACUGCAAAGUAAAGCAAAUGUUUGUAAACAGAAUCAAAGAAGAAAACUGAAUGGUUCAAUUCUGAACUUAUAGGGAUUUAGCAAUUAGCAAUUCAAAACAAGCCAUCUAGUUAGUCUGCCUUGCCAUCUUCGUUUUAUUUUGUUUUACAUAUUAGAAAAAAAUAAUGAAACUCAAGUGAACUACAAGUGGAAGAUGGCUUUGUAAAAACUCUAUGAACCUUGUGCCUCCAAAACCCGAAAUUAUUCUUUCAUUAUGUCUGUGGAGAUUCUCAGUCAAUCCAGGUCAUACUUUUCUCAAAGGUGCUUUUUCAAAAGGCAACUGGAUUGUCUUUUCUUGAGGAAAAAAAAA
This is a messenger RNA of Crotalus tigris (Tiger rattlesnake), 11194 nucleotides long. It is a transcript of the gene LMTK3, whose product is annotated as lemur tyrosine kinase 3. The coding region runs from base 880 to 5349 and encodes 1489 amino acids. The record is from RefSeq and is a predicted model, not a curated record. Gene Ontology annotation, biological process: protein phosphorylation. Lineage: Eukaryota; Metazoa; Chordata; Lepidosauria; Squamata; Viperidae. Gene Ontology annotation, molecular function: ATP binding; protein kinase activity. The transcript has 15 exons.